AUGUCGGACGAAAAAGAAAAUCCUUGGGGUUUGAAGACGGACUCCAAUAGGACUUCCAACCCGGGCUUUAACCGAGAGACCACAGCGACAGAGGUAGCAAGCACUUUCAGCAAUGUAGUGCGAGGCAAAACAGUCAUUGUCGUUGGGGUGUCGCCAAAAAGCCUCGGCGAGUCAAUAACACUGGCAUUUGCCGCAAAUUCGCCCCAACUUUUAGUGCUAGCCUCACGGACAAUGUCGAAGAUCAAGGCUGUCGCGACAAAGGUAAAAGAACAGUAUCCCAACGUGCAACUUCAACUCGUCGAGGUUGAUUUAUCGUCUUUCGCAUCGAUCCGUGAGGCAGCCACGGAAAUCAACAACUUUGUCGAUGAAAUUGACAUACUGGUCAACAAUGCGGGUGUGGUGGUGACGGAUCCCAGAACUACGAAAGAUGGGCUCGAGCUCCAGUUCGGCACAAAUCAUAUUGGCAUAUUCCUCUUGACGAAUCUCCUCAUGCCCAAGAUUCUCAAAGCCGCACAAAAAUCUCAGUCGAAAGGUUCGACCCGCAUAAUCAACAUGACAAGCGCCGGGCAUCUUAUAUCUCCUAUCCGCUUCAGCGACUACAACUUCAAGAAGCGACCAGAAGAGAUUCCAGAAGACGAACGACCAACGUCAAGACCCGGAGCGUCAUUCGAUCCUCCUCCGGGAAAGACAUACGUCCCUUUCGUCGCUUACGGACAGUCCAAGACCGGGAACAUCCUCAUGGCCCUAUCUAUCUCUCAGAAGUUGGCAAGCGAGGGUGUGAGGUCGAUAGCUACGCAUCCCGGGUCGAUUUGGACGGAUAUGUCACGCAACCUGGACGAAGAGCACCGGAAUAUCAUUGAAAAGACAGGCGAUUUCUGGAAGAAUCAGGAUCAAGGCGGUGCAACGACUCUGGUGGCGGCAUUGGAUCCCAAGCUUGCCGAGGACAAGGACAUCAUCUACCUCGCCGAUUGUCAAGUCGCUGGCUGCGCACCCUGGGCGAGUGAUCCGAAAGCAGCAGCGAGGCUGUGGGGAUUGAGCGAAGAGAUCGUGGGACAGAAGUUCGACUUGGGCCAGGCAAGUAACCUGUGA
Messenger RNA from Exophiala viscosa, 1089 nucleotides. Its product is annotated as short-chain dehydrogenase. Bases 1 to 1089 code for a protein of 362 amino acids. The record is from RefSeq and is a predicted model, not a curated record. NCBI's taxonomy places the organism in Eukaryota, Fungi, Ascomycota, Eurotiomycetes, Chaetothyriales, Herpotrichiellaceae. The transcript is spliced from 2 exons.